Molecule: messenger RNA, 1239 nt
Organism: Penicillium argentinense
Lineage: Eukaryota; Fungi; Ascomycota; Eurotiomycetes; Eurotiales; Aspergillaceae
Product: transposase
Exons: 1
Coding region: 1-1239 (412 amino acids)
Biological process (GO): regulation of DNA-templated transcription
Source: RefSeq, a predicted model, not a curated record
AUGCUGCCCGGAAUCGAUUCUUACGCGUCUGAUUCGUCAUAUACCAGUGAACCAGCUCCCUCCACAGCUGGCCAUCCUACUGCAGACACUGAGUCCUCCGAGCCGUCACCACCACCGAUGCCUCUGCCCCCUCACAACCAACGCUUCCCAGACCCCGAAUCUGCGAUCAAUGCUAUCAAUGAGCUUGCGCAGCCAGCUGGAUAUGCCGUUAUCAAAGGACGCUCCAAGAAGACAAAAUCCGGGAUGGUAAAGAAGGUUGUUUUGUUCUGCGAUCGCCAUGGUGAAUACAAGCCAGCCUUAUCUGAUACCUCACGCAAGCGAAAGACUACCUCAUAUGCCAGUGGAUGCAAGUUCCAGGCUACCCUACGUCGUCAGCUAUUAGAUACCGAUACCAAUGCCAAUACUAAUGCCUGGAUCCUUACCGUGGAGAAUAGAGAGCAUAAUGGGCACGAGCCCUCAGAUGCAUCUACUCACCAAGUUCAUCGAAAACGUGAGAUGACGCAACAAAUGGACGCUAUCAGAUCACAGCUUGAUCUUCAGAUACCUACACGCCACAUAAUGACUGCAACUCAGGCAAGGAAGCCAGACUCAUGUCUAAUAGAACGAGACAUUCAUAACCUUCGAGCAAAGUUAAAUCGAGACUUUUUACAAGGUCGUACACCUAUUCAAGCACUUCUUAUGGAGCUUCCAACCGAUGGCAAAUGGCUAUUCCGAUACACACUUGAUCCAGAGCAGCAUGUUACUGUUCUUUUCGCUAUGUAUCAAAAGAGUCUGGAAAUGUUGAAGCAUAAUCCUUGGGUAAUCUCAAUGGAUUGCACCUACAAGACUAAUCGUUACAAUAUGCCACUACUUGAUAUUGUUGGAUUCACCUGUACUGGUGCAUCGAUCUAUCUUGGGUGGGCAUUUAUUGUUAACGAACAAGAAGAAACAUACAAGAUUGUUAUGGUUUAUCUCUUGGAAAUGUAUGAGCAUCUGCAUGAAAACGAUCGAUCCUUUCCAUCAGCACCAAGUACUAUCCUUACCGAUAAGGAACCUGCUCUGAUCAAUGCAGUUCAUGCUAUAUUCCCUUCUACUAAGACAAUCAUCUGCAUCUGGCAUAUCAACAUGAACCUAAUGAAGAAGGCUCUACCACUUCUUCGGAAGGCUAUUGCUGAAGCUCGUGAUAAUGGACUAAUUGAAUGGGAUGGGUUUUCUCUUCCGUCAAAUGACCAUCGACUAACAAAAGAAGGAAUUGGAUGA